Owenia fusiformis is the source of this 1736-nucleotide messenger RNA. The record is from the annotation of a GenBank genome assembly. NCBI's taxonomy places the organism in Eukaryota, Metazoa, Annelida, Polychaeta, Sabellida, Oweniidae.
GAAGUAUCUAAAAGCUGAGAAAGUUCCAAAAUGACCAACACUUACCUUGAUUUUAGGGAUAUUAAGGAAAUUCAGCAGAGACUGAAACAGCCAGAUAUAGUUGCAGAUGAUGAAGCAAUCAAAUCAGAAGCUAUAAUGGUUAUACGCCUCAUGUCGAAAGGAGUGGAUACAUCAGUACUGUUCCCUGAGAUGGCCAAACUACUAGCACACAAUGACUUCAGUAUAAAGAAGAUGGCGUGUUUAUUUGUUACAAAUUACACAGAUACUUCAAAUGCAAAUAUAUUACUUGCCUUGAAUUCCUUGCUCAAAGAUACGGUGAAUGGAAACCCUAUGAUUCGUGGUUUGGCACUUAAGACACUCUCAUCGUUACGUCAGAAGGAUCUGCUGGAGCAUGCGUUCACUCCCAUAAUGCAAGGUUUUACUGAUAGGAGUUCAUACGUACGUCGCUGUGCAAUCAGUUCUGCCUUAAAGGUUCAACAGACUGUUCCAACAUUUAUUCAAGAGCAUGGCAUUGUUGAUGAACUGUAUAACUGCCUUCGAGAUGGGGAUCCUAUUGUGGUAGUCAACUCAAUCUCUGCGCUAGAGACAAUUCUUCAUGCAGAGAACGGAAUUGUCAUUAACAAAAACAUUGCGUUCCAUUUGCUUAACAAUUUGGAUCAAUACACAGAGUGGGGACUGGUGACUGUAUUCAAAGUUCUGAGAAAAUUCAAAUCUCAGACUGAAGAUGAAAUAUUUCAAAUUAUGAACAUAGCUGAUAAGUUCUUCCAGCAUCACAACAGUUCAGUUGUUGUAACUGUGAUGGAAUUGUUUUUAAAUCUCAUUCAGGAUUUCCCACACUUGAGAACUGAAGUAAUGUCACGUGGAAAGAAGAACUUGUUAAAGUUCAUCAGCACUGGAAAUGUGGAACUUUCAUGGUCCAUUCUGUGUUUUCUUAAACCAUUUAUUGUCAAAGAGCCUGUGGAUUUCCAGGAUCAUUAUACGGAAUUCUUUUGUGUGUACUCUGAGCCUGUACAUUUGAAGUCGGAAAAAGUGGACAUUUUGUCAAUAGUAGCAACACCAGCUAAUGUAGCCCAUAUAGCAGAAGAACUAAGUAUGUAUUGUAGUGAUACUGACAAACAUAUGUCUAAAUGUGCUAUCAAAGCUCUUGCAAAUAUUGCUGAAAAUAUACCCAAGACAUUCAACAUGUGUGUAAAGAAACUAUUGAAAUUACUGAACCUUGAAAUCAGCUACAUAUCAUCAAAUGUGCUUCAAACGCUGUGCAAUCUCGACCUCGCAAAAUAUGAAAAUAUCAAAGCUUUGGAUGCCAUUGCUAAAUGUUAUGAAACAAUAACAGAUAAUCCUGGGAAAAUAUCUCUGUUUUAUCUACUUGGACAAUAUGGGGAACACAUACUGGAAAGUCCUUAUAUCUUAGAGGAGAUAGUAGGAGAAAUAUCAGAGCUCGAUCAGGAAAAUACAAUGUUGAAGAUGUCUUUGUUAAGAAAUAUAGUGAAACUCUUUUUGAAGAGACCUGCAGAGAGCCAAGAAAUGUUGGGUAGAAUGUUGGAGAUUUGUGUCCAUGAUAAAAGUGUUGAAGUACAAGAAAGGGGAUUAUUUUACUAUAAACUUUUACAGUGCAAUGGUAAAGAGGUCAAGAAAGUAAUGGAUGUUCUUUAAUACUGUAAUAAUGCCAAUAAUGCUUCGGCGUAGGCCUUGUAUCUGUUUGUAUGAUGUAUUAUGAAAUAAAGGAAAUAUAUAAA